AGCGCUGUCGUCACUACUUAGAUCGUCUUCAAUAUGAUUGCCAAAAUAUUGCUGUCAAAUUCCAUACGGUUUUGGCAUUGUGCACGCAUAAAUUCUGCCGGUCAAAUUCCAUACGGUUGUGAAAUUGUUCGCUUAGUUCAUCCAGCGUUAAAUGUGUUAAAAAGCACGCAAAGUAUUAGGACAUUUUUUACAACUCAGGCAGUGAAAAUGGCCGAUUCAGUAGGUUUGUCCAAUGAGGAGGCAGCGGCGUUAUGCAAGCCAGCAGAUGAGGCGACCAAGGAUUUCCUCUUCCAACAAACAAUGUACCGCAUCAAAGAUCCACGCAAAUCGCUGCCCUUUUACACAGGUGUGCUUGGCAUGACAUUGCUGGUGAAGUUGGAUUUCCCUGAAGCCAAAUUUUCCCUCUAUUUCAUGGGUUAUGAAAAUCCUGACGACGUGCCGAAAGAUCCCUCGGAGCGUAAGCGUUGGGCAAUGACCCGCAAGGCAACUGUGGAGUUGACACACAAUUGGGGCACGGAGAAUGAAGAAAAACCAGUAUAUCACAAUGGCAACUCUGAUCCUCGUGGCUUUGGACAUAUUGGUAUAUUGGUGCCAGAUGUCUAUGCUGCCUGCAAGCGUUUUGAGGAGCAUGGCGUUGAAUUUGUAAAGAAGCCCGAUGACGGUCGUAUGAAGGGUUUGGCAUUCAUUAAGGAUCCCGAUGGUUAUUGGAUUGAGAUUUUUAAAGCAAACGUUGUAUGAAUAUCAGACGAAUAAUAUUUACAAAUAAAUUAUAUAAUAAUAUUUA
Molecule: messenger RNA, 784 nt
Organism: Bactrocera tryoni
Lineage: Eukaryota; Metazoa; Arthropoda; Insecta; Diptera; Tephritidae
Product: lactoylglutathione lyase-like
Exons: 5
Coding region: 34-738 (234 amino acids)
Molecular function (GO): metal ion binding; lactoylglutathione lyase activity
Source: RefSeq, a predicted model, not a curated record